Molecule: messenger RNA, 2411 nt
Organism: Hypanus sabinus (Atlantic stingray)
Lineage: Eukaryota; Metazoa; Chordata; Chondrichthyes; Myliobatiformes; Dasyatidae
Product: E3 ubiquitin-protein ligase TRIM39-like
Exons: 6
Coding region: 89-1669 (526 amino acids)
Biological process (GO): protein ubiquitination
Molecular function (GO): zinc ion binding; ubiquitin-protein transferase activity; protein binding
Source: RefSeq, a predicted model, not a curated record
AUCCGUUCGCAGCCAGGCUUAGGCAGUCCAUGGCCGAGUUUUCAUUUCUGUUAGGACCUAUUUAAUGUGUCUCUAAUCUCACCCUGAUAUGGAAAUGGACACAUUUUUUUCCAUACGCCGCAACAUAAUAUUCAUUCCUCGAGUCUGCAGCGCGUGUAGUGGACAACCGCGGUACUGCAGGAAUCCUCAGCUCCCCGAAAGUGAAAGGAUUCUGAAUCAGGAAGUGCUGGGAGUUAACAUGGCUUCGAAAAGAAAGGCCGAGAGUUGGGCCGAGGAGGCAAUUUGUUCCAUCUGCCUGGAUUUCUUCACCGAUCCAGUUAUACUGGAGUGCGGACACAACUUCUGUCGCUCUUGUAUCACACGGUUUUGGGAAAGGGAGCAGAGAAACUCCUGCCCGGAAUGUAGAGAGGUGAUUGCUGAUCGCACCCUCAGGGCGAAUCGGGCGUUAGCAAAUCUGGCUGAAAAAGCUCGAAAUCUGAUUCCGAAAGGGAAGGAAAGUAAACAUCACUGCGUGGAACAUGAGGAAGAACUGAAGCUGUUUUGUGAAACGGACAAGACACUGAUCUGUGUGAUCUGUGCAGUCGCGCAGGAACACAGAGAGCACCGCUUCAUGCCGAUUAAAGAAGCUGUUAAAAUCUACAAGGAUCGGCUAAAAUCUUCCUUAGUCUCUCUCACAAAAAAGAAAUCAGACUUCCAAGAAAAGGAGCAGCAACAGAAGGAGAGGAUUUCCAGAGUUCGGGAACAGUCACACAGCAUUCAGUCCCACAUCACAUCACAGUUUGCUGAACUGCGCCAGAUUAUCACUGAGAAAGAGCAGAGCUUACUCAGGGAUCUCAGGGAUGAAGAGAAGAGGAUUCUCGACACAAUGGAGAAAAACAUUCUUAACAUUCAAGAGAAUAUAAGGUUUAUUCAGGAGGAAAUCACUAAGCUAAAGGAACAGAUGGAUCAAAAAGACAGUUUGAUAUUUCUCAAGGAGGAAGCUCGUCAGAACAGGAGGAUUAAUGAUGAUGUCCAGGAAUUGUCAGUGGCAGAUGAGACCCUACCAGUUGAAAAGUUCGAUCACCUCUAUUUGUUGAACACAGUGCUGAGGGAAACACUUGAUGCCGUUAAUCGAGUCUCUGUCACCCUGGAUGAGGAAACGGCGAGUCCGUGUCUCGAGGUGUCUGAGAAUCGGAAGAGUGUGAGAUGGACCGAGAUCUGGAGGAAUCUCCCUGACACCGGGAAGAGAUUCACAAACCGGCCUUGUGUGCUGGGAUCGGAGGGAUUCACAUCGGGGAGACAUUACUGGGAGGUGGAGGUGACGGGGAAUUGGGUCUGGUUUCUGGGAGUCGCCGCAGAGUCUGUGAAGAGGAAGGGAUGGUUCAGUCUGAGUCCGGAGACCGGAUUCUGGGUCAUCAGGCGGGAUGGUGACGUGUUAUAUCAGGAUUAUGACGUGUACCGCGGUCAUACCUCCCCCGAGUCCCGUCUCCCUGCCGGUCCCAUCCCCAGGAGGGUGGGAGUUUAUCUCAGUUACGAGUCCGGGACAGUUUCAUUUUACAACGCGGAGACCAAGUCCCAUCUUCACACCUUCACUGAGAAUAAAUUCACAGAGCAACUUUAUCCUUUCUUCGCGACCUGGGAUGAAAACCAGUGGCUGAGAAUCUGCUCCGGUUCCGCUCCAGGUCUGUAAACGGUUCAGGUCCCGGGGCCGUCAUCAGGAGUAAAGUCCCUGUAAAUAUAAAUGUGCGGAGAGUGCAGCUAAAUACGUGGCUAAGGAGAUGGUGCAGGAGGGAGGGUUCAUUUUUCUGGACAAUUGGGCUUUGUUCCUGGGAAGGUAGGACCUGUUCCGACGGGAUGGUUUGCCCCUAAACUGGAGGGAGACUAACAUCCUUCCGGGUAGAUUUGCUAGUGCUGGUCAUGGUUUAAACUAGAUUUGCAGAGGGAGGGGAACCAGAGUAUUAGAGCAGAUAGUGAGGUGGAGGAGGAUAAAGGUCAUGCGAGGACUGCAUGUAUAGACGGAAAUCAAAGGUUUGUACAUUGGGUUGUAAAUUAUUUUUCAGAGCUUUAGAAAUUGUAGAAAAUAAAGAUUUCCAAUAAAAUUUUAAUGAAGAACAUGACCAGAACAUAUGUGAAAAAGUAGCUACUUCGGUUUUAUUCCUAUCGCAAUAAUUGUCUAUGUUAGGAAAUAUUUUUAAUAGUCUCUCCUUUGUUAAAUAGUAACAGUGAACAAUUUUAAAUUGAAUUAAAUAGUGAUUGGCACAUAUCGAAGAAGAAUUGACCAUCUUCAUUAACAAAGGUCUUAUUAAGUUCUCUCUCCCAAUCUUGUUUAAUUUUUAGCGAUUAAGGGGAUCUGUUUUUCUUUUUGCAGAUUUAUUUACUAUUAUUUUCAUUAAUUUUGUGAUGGUCGAUUGAUGAAUUUAAAGAGUUAAUUA